Gamsiella multidivaricata is the source of this 966-nucleotide messenger RNA. RefSeq names its product PQ loop repeat-domain-containing protein. The transcript is spliced from 2 exons. The record is from RefSeq and is a predicted model, not a curated record. Lineage: Eukaryota; Fungi; Mortierellomycota; Mortierellomycetes; Mortierellales; Mortierellaceae. The coding region runs from base 1 to 966 and encodes 321 amino acids.
AUGGCAUCGACUCAGUCGAUCCUCGAAAAUGUCUUUGGCAUGUUAGGCAUCAUCUUCUGGAGCUUUCAAUUGCUGCCCCAGGUCAUCGACAAUCACAAGGCAAAGUCAACCGAGGGUCUGUCCUACUCUAUGUUUUUCAUCUGGGUUCUGUGUGCCCUCGGCUUUGGUUCAUAUGGUAUUGUCGAGAACUUGUCGAUACCGAUCAUCGUGCAGCCUCAGAUCUUUGGUUCCCUCUCUGCGCUGUGCUAUCUGCAGUGUCUUCACUAUGGCAAGCAAACCAGAUGGUCCUUGAGAAAGACCGCCGUCGCUGGUGUUCUCAUGUUUGUGGUCAUGGCGGGAAUUCAGGUCGCGGCUGUUUAUGCUACCAGGGCUGGCAAGGAUCAUCAGGUGAAGGGCACGACUGAAGCUGCUGGGAUCGUCCCGAUCAUCCUGCUUGCCAUGGGAUUCGUGCCCCAGUACAUCGACAUUUACAGAGACAGGUCCGUCGUUGGAGUGAGCAUGGCCUUCAUUGCCGCAGAUGCCGGGGGUGCGGUGUUCUCGAUCAUCAGUCUGUGCUUUCGCGAAACGCUCGAUUUGCUGGCAACCUUGAACUAUGUUGUGGUGCUGAUCUGCGACCUAAUCAUCGUUGGCCUCUAUGUCCACUACAACAAAUUGAACCCUUCGCUGGCACGGGUUCGGGAUACCACAGACCGAUGCGGCGCAGAAUACGAUGUGGAGAAGGCGACAGUGGAGACAGAGUCGGCGGUUACGGCCGUUGUGGCGCACGAGAGGAUUCAUUCAUCAGCAGACGAAGAGGGCCUUGACAAGCGACUGGAUCAACGGGAACAACAGACAGCGCCUGAGCAUCAUCGUCAUCACGCGUUUCAUAUGCAUGGUACCACUGUUCCGAACCAUCUUUACGCCAAGCCAGUAGUAGUGCAGUCGCAGCGCUCGCUAUCGAGUGAAGACACCGUCGUAACUUCCUGA